This is a messenger RNA of Aspergillus aculeatinus CBS 121060, 1979 nucleotides long. RefSeq names its product malate synthase. Bases 327 to 1955 code for a protein of 542 amino acids. Gene Ontology annotation, cellular component: cytoplasm; peroxisomal matrix. Gene Ontology annotation, molecular function: malate synthase activity. The record is from RefSeq and is a predicted model, not a curated record. Lineage: Eukaryota; Fungi; Ascomycota; Eurotiomycetes; Eurotiales; Aspergillaceae. Gene Ontology annotation, biological process: glyoxylate cycle. The transcript is spliced from 4 exons.
UGCUGCCAAAAAAGUAUCUCUCCAUCCACCAUGCUCCGUGACUGCCCUCCUUUAUCGGCGGUACCCCGCGACCAUGGAUAAUCCGAACUUCCCAUGGGCCGCGGCUGUCCGUGGAUUCUGACGUCGUCGAGCCCACCUCCUGCCCUCCGAUAAGAUUCUGGGGGUUGGAACUUAUAUACUUUGCCUGUCCCUCCUUCUAUCACAGAGCUGGAACUUUAUGUGCUUAAGCUGUGAUCUAUACUACUUCUACACUUCUUCCAUCCCCCUUCUCCCCUGUCGACUUAACUAGAGAUCUGUGUCAAGUUUCUGUUACCAAAGUCUUCACCAUGAGCCAAUCUGAGGCCCAGCUCAAGGACGUGGCCAUCCUGGGCACUGUGAGCACCGAAGCUCGCAAGAUCCUCACCAAAGACGCCUGCGUCUUCCUUGCCAUCCUCCACCGCGCCUUCAACUCCACCCGCAAAGCUCUCCUCCAACGCCGCAUCGACCGACAAGCUGAGAUCGACAAGGGCCACCUGCCCGACUUCCUCCCCGAAACCAAGCACAUCCGCGAGAAUGACGCCUGGAAGGGCGCUCCCCCGGCCCCUGGCCUAGUCGACCGUCGGGUUGAGAUCACAGGUCCCACCGACCGGAAGAUGGUGGUGAACGCGCUCAACUCGGAUGUCUGGACAUACAUGGCGGAUUUCGAGGAUUCCAGCGCCCCCACCUGGGAGAACAUGAUCAACGGCCAGGUCAACCUCUACGACGCGAUCCGCCGGCAGGUGGACUUCAAGCAAGGCAACAAGGAAUACAAGCUGCGGACGGACCGGGUGCUGCCGACGUUGAUCGCGCGCGCUCGAGGCUGGCACCUCGAGGAGAAGCACUUCACCGUCGACGGCGAGCCCAUCUCCGGCAGUCUGUUCGACUUCGGCCUGUACUUCUACCACAACGCCAAGGAGCUGGUGGCCCGCGGGUUCGGGCCGUACUUCUACCUGCCCAAGAUGGAGUCGCACCUGGAGGCGCGCCUGUGGAACGACGUCUUCAACCUCGCCCAGGACUACAUCGGCAUGCCCCGCGGCACGAUCCGCGGCACCGUGCUGAUCGAGACCAUCACCGCCGCCUUCGAGAUGGACGAGAUCAUCUACGAGCUUCGGGACCACAGCUCCGGCCUGAACUGCGGCCGCUGGGAUUACAUCUUCUCCUUCAUCAAGAAGUUCCGCAAGCACCCCAACUUCGUGCUGCCGGAUCGCUCGGACGUCACCAUGACGGUGCCGUUCAUGGAUGCCUACGUGAAGCUGUUGAUCAAGACCUGCCACCGGCGAGGUGUCCACGCUAUGGGCGGCAUGGCAGCUCAGAUCCCGAUUAAGAACGACGCGGCAGCCAACGACAAGGCGAUGGAGAGCGUGCGGGCGGACAAGCUGCGGGAAGUGCGGGCGGGCCACGACGGGACUUGGGUUGCCCACCCGGCGCUGGCGGCCAUCGCCUCGGACGUCUUCAACACCCACAUGCCCACCCCGAACCAGCUCUUCGUGCGCCGCGAAGACGUCAAUAUCACCGCCAACGACCUCCUGAACACCAACGUUCCAGGCAAGAUCACCGAGGAGGGCAUCCGCAAGAACCUGAACAUCGGCCUGUCGUACAUGGAGGGCUGGCUCCGGGGUGUGGGCUGUAUCCCCAUCAACUUCCUCAUGGAAGACGCCGCCACCGCCGAAGUCUCGCGCAGUCAACUCUGGCAAUGGACGCACCACGGCAUCACCACCUCCGACGGCAAGAAGGUCGACAAGGCCUACGCCCUGCGCCUGCUGCAGGAGCAGGCCGACGACCUGGCCGCCAAGGGCCCCGCCGGCAACAAGUUCCAGCAGGCCGCCCGCUACUUCGCCGGUCAGGUCACCGGCGAGGACUACGCGGACUUCCUGACCACCCUCUUGUACAACGAGAUCUCCUCGGCGGGUAGUGCGUCCCCCGCGGCCAAGCUGUAGAUCGGCUGGACCCGUUGUUUGGAA